UAUGUAGGUAGUAAACAGAGUAUAAUCAAUGGUGAAAACUGAAAACACGAACUACAUUCCCCCAGUCGGUUCUAAAAACUAAUCAACCCCAAAACCAGUAAUCGUUACACUUCCAUUCUUUCUUUCAGAUCUCCACCUCAUAAUUUCUCACACACAAUCUCUAUCACUUAUGGAAAUCUCCGCCACUCGCUACCUAUAAAUAACCCCACUCUUUUUCAUUUUUCUUUUCAUCCAACCCUCCAUUAAUUCCGGCUACUUUUAAGUCCACAAUGAACGGCGACAACCUUCACCACCGUUCUGUACCACAAACAACCACCCUCCUGAAAACCCCCAACAACAUUUCCAUCAAUAAGAUUAAUCUCAAGAAGACCCCCAAUUACGUGUCCUCUAAUGGUAAGAUGUCUGAUCAGUGGCACACUCAGUGGUGGUCGUUGGCUGAUGCUUCGUUUUUGCGGUGGACGGCGGCUGAUAUAAUCGGUGUGUUCAAGUACCACCCUGUCCCGUGCUUUUUCGCGGUUACGCUGUUGUUUUUCAUGGGUGUGGAGUAUACGCUCCGGAUGAUACCGCCGUCUUCACCGCCGUUUGAUAUUGGCUUCGUCGCCACCGUCUAUCUCCACCGUAUCCUCGCCUCUAGUCCUACUCUCAACACCGUUCUUGCCGGGCUUAAUACGGUGUUUGUGGGGAUGCAAACGACGUAUAUAAUAGGGACGUGGGUGAUUGAAGGCCGGCCGAGAGCCACCGUCGCGGCGCUGUUCAUGUUUACGUGCAGAGGGAUUUUGGGUUAUUCUACACAGCUUCCGUUACCUGAGGGAUUCUUGGGUUCGGGUGCAGAUUUUCCAGUUGGAAACGUGUCAUUUUUCUUGUUCUAUUCAGGCCACGUGGCAGGAUCAGUAAUUGCAUCACUUGAUAUGAGGAGAAUGCAAAGAUGGGAAUUGGCGAUUCUAUUUGACACAUUGAACAUAUUACAAGUGAUGAGGUUGUUGAGCACGAGAGGUCACUACACCAUUGACUUAGCAAUAGGUGUAGGUGCGGGUAUGUUGUUCGAUUCCCUUGCGGGAAAAUAUAUGAAGAAUGCAAGCUCGAAUGUAGCAGAGCAAGAUGGGUUAUGUACAAACCGGCCUCUUUUAUCUUGAUGUUUUUAGAGUUGGUUAAAACUUAAAUGUUGAUAUUUGUAUACUUUGAUGCUUUAAUCUUUAGAUUUUUUAGUUUGUUUUGA
Messenger RNA from Lactuca sativa (garden lettuce), 1216 nucleotides. Its product is annotated as phosphatidylcholine:diacylglycerol cholinephosphotransferase 1. The record is from RefSeq and is a predicted model, not a curated record. NCBI's taxonomy places the organism in Eukaryota, Viridiplantae, Streptophyta, Magnoliopsida, Asterales, Asteraceae. Gene Ontology annotation, molecular function: diacylglycerol cholinephosphotransferase activity.